This is a messenger RNA of Chiloscyllium plagiosum (whitespotted bambooshark), 1748 nucleotides long. The record is from RefSeq and is a predicted model, not a curated record. Lineage: Eukaryota; Metazoa; Chordata; Chondrichthyes; Orectolobiformes; Hemiscylliidae.
GCUGAGCCGCCUUCCUUUCGGCUUUGGGAAAAUGGAAGAGUGGAUGGUGGAGGGAAUUGCUGGCUUUCUCAGCAGUUCAUGUUGGACUAUUCCAAUCACCGAUUUCAUCGAACAAAACUGUGCAGUUUUUGAUGAUGAAGAGGAAAAUAAAUUAUCUUAUACAGAAAUCCAUCAGGAUUACAAGGAUUUGGUAGAACAAUUGUUAGAGAGCUAUCUUCAAGAUGUUGGGAUCCAGGAGGACCAGUUUUUGGAAGCCUGCAAUUCCCCACUUGCACAGUCUGAAUCAUUUCAGCCCGUUUUCCAACCAGUUCUAGCUGCAGAAGAUUUUCAAGUCUUUAAGUCACUGAUGUUACAGAAAAACAUUGAACUGCAAUUACAAGCUCUCCGUAUGAUUCAAGAGAGAAAUGGAGUUCUCCCUGAAUGUUUGACAGAUGGAGAGGACAAAAUCAGUGAACUGGAACAACAAGAACUUAGGAUAUUGAGAGAGGUGCUGAGACAAUCAAAAGAUGAGUAUGAACGGGAGGUAGCAAAGAGAUAUGCUACUGAGGCAGGAGCCAAAGCUGGAUCAACACAAAGUGACUUAGAGAAAGCAAUUGUGGAGAAUGCACAACAGGAGGAAGCUCGGCUUUCCAGACAACACGAACAAGGAAAGGAAAAUUUACAACGGGCUGUUCAAAAAUCUUUACAAAAGAGAACAUCAGCGAAAGAAGAUGCAGUUGCAUCCACAAGUAACCUAGAUGAGAAUGUUAUGAAGUCAAAAAAAGUAUCAGAGAAAGUUAUUGAAGCGUUACCUUCGUGUAAAACGGGAAACAAGAUGGGCAAUGAUCAAGAAAAGACCUUAUCAGAACAAAGUAAUGGAGUUUCCAGAAAAACAUUAGGACCAGUGCGGGUUCCAGUAAAAGGAGAAGAGCAACGAUUACCUUCAGAAUCAGUAGGAAAAAGGAUACACCAAAGUGAUGCAGCAGAGACCUGGCUACAACAGGCAAAAAAAGAAGCGGGCAUUUCAGGCUCUGUUAUGGAACUUUCUGAGAGUGACAGGAGGAAGCUUCAAGAACGAGCAGCAUAUCUAAAGGAACAGCGUGAUAAAUUAGUGGCUAUGAAGAAAGAACAAAGGGAGAAACAUCUACCGAAAAAUCCAGAAAGCCAGAAACCACAACCCAUACUAGAAACUAAAGAGCUUGUUACAGGCUAGCAACUGAAGGUGAGAAAAGAAGAUAUAUUUCAUCUAUAUGCUGGUAGUCCAGGGUUCCAGAAAGAAGCCGUUAAAAAUAUGGACAGAUGAUUCAGCAGAAUGGGGUGGAACCCAUUGAUAUUAUCCAAGAUGUACAAGUGAAGACUAAUAAGAGCAGCAUUGGUUGAGAGAGGAGACAUAAACUGCUGUUGCAAUAUUCCUAUCUAUAAUUUAACAACCGUAUGCCAUGCUAUACACCAAUUGUAUUCAUCUGAUUAUGAUUUGUAAGUAUAUUUUAUUUCACCUAAUUGAUAGACAUUACACUUUCAAUGCAUAAUGUGACAGCUUAUUAAAAAUAAAACCUGUAAACAGCUACAAAGCAUUCAUCUAUAUUAACAUGGUUAUUUUGUAUUUAUUUUAUCCUAGAUUUUAUAAAGUGUGUGUGUUAAUAUUCUACAAAAGCAACUGGCAGCAUUUUUUGCAAAACUAAGUUCUAAGGGAUACAUUGGAUACAGGAGACAUUGACAUAAUAACAUUAGUUACUAGUUCGUUUGUGAUAGUGCUGUAUUUGAUAUUG